Molecule: messenger RNA, 1146 nt
Organism: Anopheles nili
Lineage: Eukaryota; Metazoa; Arthropoda; Insecta; Diptera; Culicidae
Product: chymotrypsinogen B-like
Exons: 2
Coding region: 1-1146 (381 amino acids)
Biological process (GO): proteolysis
Molecular function (GO): serine-type endopeptidase activity
Source: RefSeq, a predicted model, not a curated record
AUGCCUACGAUCAUCAGUAAGCUUGAUACCGCCGCUUUCGUUGCCGUAAGACAAUGUUCCACUCCAUUCGAGGUUAGUCAAGUGAUCGGCAGCAACAUGGCGUGUCGCCGGUGGAGCGUUGUGUUGCUUGCAAUCGCUGUUCUUUCGGUGGUGAAUGUGGAACUGGGGGCUUCCCAGCGAUGCGGACAAGUGCAGGUCCUGAAGCAAGGACUUAUCUUCGGUGGUACGAGUUCCUCUCCGGGCAUGUGGCCAUGGCACGUAGCUCUGUUCCAUCGGGAAUCGAUUAGGCGAACGACCUACAAGUGUGGUGGUACCAUCAUCAACACGGACACCGUGCUGACGGCUUAUCAUUGUGUCCAGGAAAACCAGCGUCCAAUCGCGGCGGGACGGCUGGUGGUUCGAGCAGGAAUAUUUGACCUUGACGUCGGUGGUAGUUCCGUGCAGGAAAACCGAGUAUUUGACGUUAUCUCGCCACCGGGAGCAAGCGCACGCACCUUCAACGAUGACAUUACGAUCCUGAAGAUGCAAACCCAGUUCACCUGGGACGACUACGUGCAGCCCGUCUGCAUUCAAGGAGUGUCCGAGGACAUCGAGCGGCUCGUAGGCACGUUCGGGACGGUGGUUGGGUGGGGCUGGACCGAGUACAAUUCCACCUCGGCCACCCUGCGCCAAGCCAGCGUUCCGGUGGUAAGUGCCGAGGAUUGUCUGAAAAGUGACCGGAACCUGUUCAGCCAGGUCCUGACGACGAAAUUGUACUGUGCCGGCAGCCGGAACGGUACCUCAAGCUGCAACGGUGAUAGCGGCGGUGGCAUGUUCUUCAAGAUGCGUGGCUACUGGUUCCUGCGCGGCGUGACGUCAUUUUCCGCGGUGGACGAACAGCAGGCCAAUAUCUGCAAUUCGCGCAGUUACGUCGGCUACACCGACGUCGCCAAGUACGUCGAAUGGUUGCGCGAGAAGGGCGUUCGUUUCGAGGAUCCGCUGGAGCAAACGGUAACGACGCGAAAACCUGUUCGAGGAGACGCCAACACGGCGCUACUGCGGCUGUCUGUGGAUCCUAAGACGAAGAAGUUUCUGCAGCAGCAUAAGGGCAAUGUAUUGUUGAGAGUCCAAUUGAACGGACGCCGGGUGGAGAGCUUGUUUCAAUAA